AUGAGUGAUGAAGUUACGUCGUCCGCGUUGCUAGAGCAACUUGUGUACAUUGACAACUACAUUAAUGGUACACAACCAAACACAGAUAGCUCAACAGCUACUCCUAAUAUUGAUGUCGAUGGACAAUUAAGUCUAGAUUUGGCAGCAUUUGCUGACGAUUCAUUUAUAUUCCCAGACGAGGACAAGCCUAAGCAUUUGUAUGAUCACGACGAAGAAGAGGAUGAUGAAGACGAGAGAGGGGAAAGAGGCGAUCACAAAUUCCACAAAGAUGGCAAUCUCGCGGGUUCGGGAGCCAAUGAUGGAUUAAAUGGAUGGAAUAUUCACGAGUUUAACAGCUCAAGCUUGCUACCUACUUUGAAACAGGAGCCUGAUGUGGGUAGCUCCAACCAGCAAUUCUUCAGGAGCCAUCAAUUUAAUGAUGGCCAUGAAGAUGACAGUAGUAGGUUAGACCAGUUCAAUCUUUUGCUGAGUCAUGUCGAUAGCAAUGAAGUAGGACUUGGCGGUGGCGGUGUAUUGUUGGAUGAUUUUCAAAACAAAAGCAACCAUGGACACAUUGGCAACAAAAGUGAUUUGGAUAACCUGCAUCAUCAUGUCCAACCCCACAAGUUGUUGAGCAUAAAUGAGUUGCCCAAGUUUCCAGUGCCUCCAGGUGCCAAGAACUCAUUAGUCAGUGCUGGUUUAUCGCUGAAUCAGAUUGAUUUAUUGAGUGCGUUGAUUGCUCAACAUCAGACUAAUUUGGGCAAAACUUUAUCGCAACAGCAAAAGCAGCGUCAACAGCAAGGUUCAGCAGCUAAUGGCGAACACAACACCAAUGGUGACGAUUUGGGAAUACAAACCAUAAAUAAUUUCAUCAACAAGCAACUGCAACAACAACAACAACAACAACAAUCAACAUCAUCAAAUUUGCCCUCUAAUAUUGCACCAAUUACUCCAAAUGCUGUAGCUCUAUCACCAACCGAUGUCUCCACUCGACAAUCAAAUCCACCGUUCCAUCUCCCCUCACAACAACAACCAACUUCAUCACUUUCUCAGCUAAAUUCAAGCUUGCAACUACAAACAAGAUCACGCAAUCCCAGUAUAACAUCCUUCAUUGACCCCAACCUACAACGCGCAGUAGGAUCAGGACCAACAGGACCACCAUCAACUACUGCAAGUUCCAAUUUGAGUCUGCCUGAUGCUGCCGAACUCGACAAGAAGCGUCGCAAUACUGCCGCUAGUGCUAGGUUCCGCAUUAAGAAGAAGAUGAAGGAACAGCAAAUGGAGAACAAGAUUAAUUCAUUGAAUGAAAUGAUUUCGUCGUUGGAGAAUAAAUUGAGUCAUUUGGAGAUGGAGAAUAAGUUGUUGCGCAAUUUGAUUAUUGAAAAGGGAAGUCAGAAAAGUGAUGAUGAGUUGAGGUUGUUGAAGGAGAGAGCCAGAAGAGGAAAUCUGUAG
This is a messenger RNA of Lodderomyces margitis, 1431 nucleotides long. RefSeq names its product Met4p (gene MET4). Gene Ontology annotation, molecular function: RNA polymerase II transcription regulatory region sequence-specific DNA binding; DNA-binding transcription activator activity, RNA polymerase II-specific. The record is from RefSeq and is a predicted model, not a curated record. The transcript has a single exon. Gene Ontology annotation, biological process: regulation of transcription by RNA polymerase II. Gene Ontology annotation, cellular component: nucleus; Cbf1-Met4-Met28 complex. NCBI's taxonomy places the organism in Eukaryota, Fungi, Ascomycota, Pichiomycetes, Serinales, Debaryomycetaceae. Bases 1 to 1431 code for a protein of 476 amino acids.